UUAAAUUGCCAUUUCACCAUCAGCAAGCAUGUAUGAUGAUAAAGCACCUCCUCGGUCGGCAGACGUCGGCGUGCUAAUAGACGCUCCGAAAACACAUCUUCCGGAUGGAAUCACACUUUUAUCUUCGGACAAGAUUGACCAUCGCGCGGAUGAAGAGAUCGCAGCAUGGCUUCAAAAGCGUCACCCCGUCACCUCUGACAAGAAUAUCUGGACAUUCUGGCACUCUGGCUUUGCUCAAAUGCGACCAUGGGUACAGCGAAAUGUUAUUAACUGGGUCCGUCGGCUGGGUCCCGAUUGGACUGUCCAUGUAGUGGAUCGUGUCGACGGCUCAGAGACGAGCAUCUUCAAUUACAUCGAUACCUCUUUCUUUCCGCAGACUUUUAUUGAUGGCACUAUGGAUGGCCACAAGGCGCAUCAGGGCGACUUGGUGCGCUUGCCUCUGCUAUGGAAGUAUGGAGGCCUGUGGAUGGAUGCAGGCCUAAUAUUGCUGCGACAUGUCGAUGAUAUUUGCUGGAAGCGAAUUGAGGAUCCCGAGUCUCCUUAUGAACUGAGUGCGGUGGCUUUGAUGCACUUGCCGGACACUUACACUCCACUAAAUGGAUUUCUAGCCACCAAGCGGAACAAUCCCUUCAUCAAACGGUGGCACGAUAUCUAUGUUGCGCUUUGGGAUGGAGUCACCAACGCAGCGGGAUUCCAUCGACAUCCACUUUUGUGCCAUUUGCCUAUAUUCCGCCCUCCCUCAAGUGCGACCAAUUUGACACCCGUGGAGAUUAAUUAUGAAGCCUUCAGCGAUUAUGUGGCUCAUUACAUGUGUUGUGAGCGACUGAGAAAAUUAAGCGACCCAAACGACGGCUUCAACGGUGCAGAAUGGUAUAACAAACAUAUGCUCUUACUCAACGCCCGAGAGGAGAUGUUUUACGCCCAAGAAAUAUCUCAAUGGGAUGCACAACGCCAAUUCAAUCUUCUAUCGAUGACAAGAUCUGGAAAUGAUGUUAUUGCAGACAAGGAAUGGCAGGAGGCUGAGGAUUUUGUAACAUCUGUGCUGGCAAACACGUCUAUGGUGAAGCUGCCUCACGGACCCGGCAGCGGCGGAAUAGCGUUGAAGAUGCUGGCUGAUAUAUGGGAUGAUGAGGAAAAUCACAAUAAAGAUAAUGAAGAGGGAACGUUUGCCGCCUAUUUGCGAUAUGGUUCUACACAUUUUGAUCAGAAGCGGGAGGUUAAGAAGCUUGAGUGGCAGAACCCGGAAGAAGAAGUUUAUAACGUCGGCUACCUAGAGCCUGUCAAAUGCUAGGCAGCUAUUAUCUUCUGUGAGCUGUCUAAAAUUUGAAUCUAGGAAAGUAAUGUUUUACAAGAUGCGUUUUAAGAAGGCCAAAUGCCAUUGAUCAUGUCGAAUUUAUUUGAGCUGAGGUCUAAUCAAUGAGCCACUAUAACCAUACUUGCUUCACAUCAUUCUAUUUCCC
Molecule: messenger RNA, 1460 nt
Organism: Trichoderma asperellum CBS 433.97
Lineage: Eukaryota; Fungi; Ascomycota; Sordariomycetes; Hypocreales; Hypocreaceae
Molecular function (GO): glycosyltransferase activity
Source: RefSeq, a predicted model, not a curated record